AUGAGCAAGAAGAAGAAUUUGUCAUUGUUUGACGAUGAAGAAGAAGAGCAGGAUGCGAAACAGGAUUUAGGGUUUAAUAAGGUGAGAUUUAAGGGCUUUUGGGUUAAAAAUCGAAAUUUAUUGAUUUUUAAGCUCUGGGAUUUCUGAAAUUGAAAUUAUCAUGAAAAUUGGAUGAUUUUGAGUCUAAAUAUCAAUAAAAUUGAAAUUUUCAUGAAAAUUGAAUAAUUUUGAGCCUUAAUAUCAAAAUUUAUUGAUUUUUGAAGAUCUGGGAUUUCUGAAAUUGAAAUUAUCAUGAAAAUUGGAUGAUUUUGAGUCUAAAUAUCAAUAAAAUUGAAAUUUUCAUGAAAAUUGAAUAAUUUUGAGCCUUAAUAUCAAAAUUUAUUGAUUUUUGAAGAUCUGGGAUUUCUGAAAUUGAAUUUUCCAUGAAAAUUGGAUAAUUUUGAGCCUAAACAUCAAAUUUUAUUGAUUUUAAGCUCUGAAAUUUAAUUUUUCACGAAAAUUGGAUAAUUUUGAGCCUAAAUAUCAAAAUUUAUUGAUUUUUGAAGCUCAGGAAGUUUCAAAAUUGAAUUUUUUAUUUUUUUUUGGGUCUAAAAAUCAAAAUAAAAUCCACGUGGCAAAAAUUAUUGAAUUUUUCAUGAAAAUUGGAUCGUUUUGAACCUAAAAAUCAAAAUUUAUUGAUUUUUGAAGCUCAAAAUUGAAAUUUUCAUGAAAAUUAGAUGAUUUUGAGUCCAAAUAUCACUACAAUUGAAUUUUUCUUGAAAAAUGGAUUAUUUGAGCCUAAAUAUCGAAAUUUAUUGAUUUUUAAAGCUCAAAAUUGAAAUUUUCAUGAAAAGUGGAUAAUUUUGAGUCUAAAUAUCAACAUUUAUUGAUUUUAAAAUAUUUUUUCAAUAUAAAAUCCAUGUGGCAAUUUUUGAAGCUCUGAAAGUUUCAAAAUAGAAUUUUUCAAGACAAUUGGAUAAUUUUGAACCUAAAAAUCGAAAUUUAUUGAUUUUUGAAGCUCAAAAUUGAAUUUUUCAAGACAAUUGGAUUAUUUGAGCCUAAAAAUCAAUAUAAAAUUCACGUGGCAAAAAUUAUUGAAUUUUUUUGGAAAAAAAUAGUUUACUGUUUCAAAAAAUCUAUGAAAUUUUGAUUUUUGCACUAUAGCUUCAUCAUUUUCAAUAGAAAUUUCAUAAUUAUCGAUUUUUUUGCAGGGUUAUGCAACAAGAUAUGACAAUUGGAGAAGAUUGGAAGAAAUGCAGAAAAGUUGGUUUUUUUUUGUUGAAAUUUAGCCUAAAUCUUUAAAAAUCCCCCAAUUUUCAGUCAAAGAUCGUUACGGUGAUCUGGAAGAUGACGGAAAUUCCUCCUCUUCUGAAUCCGAACCCGAAUGGACCGAUGAGCAUGAAGAAGCAUUUUUGAAAACCCUUGGAGCCCUUAAAUCUGGCGAUCGAAGUUUUUUUGAGAAUGGAAAGAGUUAUUUUAAGGAAGUUGAAGAAGCAACGAGUUCGCAGAAGAAUCCGGAAAAAAAACAGAAGAAAAAGAAGGAUGAGAAAAUUACGAUUAAGGAUUAUGAGAGGAAAUUGGUGCUGGAGAAAGGAGGGUUGGUUGGAUUUUUGGGAAGAGAUUUUUUGGCCCAAGAGAUUUCACUGUUUCAAAAAAUUCAUAUUUUUAUUCAGUGUUCUCUAAUUAAUUUAAUUCGUUGAUGUUUAUUACAAAUUUCAAAAAUCCACGUGGCAAAAUUUCACUGUUUCAAACAUUUUAUGAAUAUUUUUGAAGAAAAUGUAUUUUUGCUGGUGAUUCGAUUUUGAAAAAAAAUAACUCGAAAUUUUUCAUGUGGAAUAAUUGUCUGAAUUUAAGGCUCUGAAAUUGUAUUUUUAAAUUAUAUGUAAAAAUCCACGUGGCUAGAAUUUUUGACCCUAGAAAUCUAUUUUUUCAAAGAUUUUCUGGUUCUAAAAAUUUCACUGUUUCAAAAAAUUUAUAUUUUUUUUUUAGAAAUCUUUAAUUUCAUUAGUAGAUGAUUUUCUUAGAUUAAAAAAAUCCACGUGGCAACAUUUCACUAUUUCAAACUUUUUAUGAAUAUUUUUGAAAAAAAUUUAUAUUUGAUGGUGAUUCGAAUUUGAAAAUCCCUAAAAGUAUAUUCAUUCAAAUAUUUUCUGUUUCUAAACAUUUCACUGUUUCAAAAAAUUUAUAUUUUUAUUCAGUAUUCUUUAAUUUCAUUAAAGCAUUACGAUGUCAAAAAACCCACGUGGCAAAGUUCCCAUUUUCAUGCUUCGAAAAUUUCACUGUUUCAAAAUUUUUAUGAAUAUUUUCAAAGAUAAUUUUUAUUUGCUGGUCAUUUGAAUUUGAAACUCCCUAGAAAUCUAUUUUUUAUGAAUAUUUUCUGGUUCUCAAAAAUUCACUGUUUCAAAAAAUUUGUAUUUUUUGAAGUUUUCUUUAAUUUUAUUCGUUGAUGUUUUUUACAAAUUCCAAAAAUCCACGUGGCGAAAUUUCCGUUUUUUCAUGCUUCAAAAAUUUCACUGCUUCAAAAUUUUCAUGAAUAUUUUUGGAAGAAAAUAUUUAUUUGCUUUCUUGAAUUCGCAAAUCCCAAAAUAUCAUUUUUUCUGAAGAUUUUUGGUCCGAGAAAUUUCACUGUUUCAAUAAAAAUGUAUUUAAAUUUUUUAGCCCGAAAAACCUAUUAAAUAACUGACCAAAACCUGUUUUUUUUCAAAUUCCGAAAAUCCACGUGGCAAAGUUCCUAUUUUUGCUUCGAAAAUUUCACUGUUUCAAAAUUUUUAUGAAUAUUUUCGAAAAAAAUUUUUAUUUGCUUCCUUGAAUUCGAAAAUCCCUGUAAAUCUAUUUUUCUGAAUAUUUUUUUAGCUCAAGAAAUUUUACUGUUUCAAAAAAUUUAUAUUUUUUAUUAUUCUUUAAUUUUAUUAGUGCACGAUUUUUCCAAAUUCCUAAAAUCCACGUGGCAAAAUUUCGGUAUUUUUUUGCUUCGAAAAUUUCACUGUUUCAACAUUUUUAUGAAUAUUUUUGAAGAAACUGUAUAUUUGUUUGUUCUUCUAUUUUUGAAAGAAAUAACUUCAAUCUUUUCAUCUGGGACAAUUGUCUGAAUUUAAGACUCUGAAAUUGUAUGUUUAAAUUUUAUGUAAAAAUCCACGUGGCUAGAAUUUUCGACCCUAGAAAACUAUUUUUUCAAAGAUUUUUCGGCUCAAAAAAAUUUCACUGUUUCGAAAAAUUUAUAUUUUUGUUAGUAUUCUUUAAUUUUAUUAGUAGUUGUUUUUUCCAAAUUCAGAAAAUCCACGUGGCAAAAUUUCGGUAUUUUCAUGCUUCAAAAAUUUCACUGUUUCAAAAUUUUUAUGAAUAUUUUUGAAGAAAACUUUUUUUGCUGAUACCUUGUGUGUUUGAUCAUAGAAAUCUAUUUUUCUGAAGAUUUUCUGGUUCUAAAAAUGUUACUGUUUUAAAAAAUUUAUAUUUUUAUUCAGUAUUCUUUGAUUUCAUUAAAUACUCCAUGGUUUUUUACCAAAUUCAUAAAAUCCACAUGGCAAAAUUUCGGUAUUUUACGCUUCAAAAAUUUCACUGUUUCAAAAAAAAUGUAUAUUAAUUUUUUUAUCCCAAAAAACAUAUUAAAUAACUGACCAAACCGAGUUUUUUUCCAAAUUCCUAAAUCCACGUGGCAAAAUCUCACUGUUUCAAAAUAUUUAUGAAUAUUAUUUGAAGAAAUGUUAUAUUUGCUUGUUUUUCUAUUUUUAAAAGAAAAUAACUUGAAUCUUUUCAUUUGGGACAAUUUUCUGAAUUUAGGCUCUGAAAUUGUAUUUUUGAAUUAUGUGUAAAAAUCCACGUGGCUGGAAUUUUCGGCCAAAAAAAUAUAUUUAUUCAAAGAUUUUCUGUUUCUAAAAAUUUCACUGUUUCAAAAAAUGUAUAUUUUUGUUUAGUAUUCUUUAAUUUCAUUGGAUAAUUUUUUUACCAAAUUCCGAAAAUCCACGUGGCAAAAUUUCACUGUUUCAAAAUUGUUGUGAAUAUUUUUGAAGAAAUGUUUAUUUGCUGAUAUGUGUGUUUGACCAUAGAAAUCUAUUUUUCUGAAUAUUUUUUGGCUCAGAAAAAUUCACUAUUUCAAAAAAAUUAUAUUUUUAUUCAGUAUUCUUUGAUUAUAUUAGUCGAUGAUGAUGUUUGCAAAUUCGAAAAUUUCACUGUUUCAAAAUUUUAAUGAGGAAAAUAGUGAUUUGACUGAAAAUCUGAAUUUAAGAUUCUGAAAAUUAUAUGUUUUAGGCGAAAAAUCCACGUAGCUGGAAUUUUUCGUCCUAAAAAUCAAUUUUUCUAAAGAUUUUCUUGUUCAAAAAAUUUCACUGUUUCAAAAAAGUUUAUAUUCUUUAAAGUGUUCUUCAAUUUUAUUAAAUCUUGUGUUUUCCUGUAUCAAAAAAAUCCACGUGGAAAAAUUCCCAUUUUUAAAUCUUAAAAAAUUUCACUGUUUCAAAAUUUUAUGAAUAUUUUUGAAGAAAACUUUUAUUUGCUGGUGCCGCGAAAGAGUCGGAAAAAUAAUUUGAAUUUUGAUUCCGUUUUCAAAAAAAAAUAAUUUUUUCACGUGAAAACGUGAACAUUUUUUCUGCAUUUCUCAUUUCUCCCAAAAAAUCGAAAUUUCCACGACUUAUUCCAUUUUUUCUUCUUCCAUUUCCAUUUCCAAAAAAGAUGCUAUCUUCUUUUUCUCUCUGCCUCUCUCACCACACUCUCCACAUUUCCAACACUAUUUCGCACAAGUUGACAAUUCAGCUGCCAACAACAAGAAAAAGGGUCCUCUUUUCGCAAAUUUCGGCUAUAUAUGUAUAUGUUGUUUUGUUUUGUACUCAUUUCCCCUUAUUUUCAGACAAAUCGAUGAAGAUGAUGAUGAUGAGGAAAUUGAGAGAAAAGAGCAACGCGAAGGAUAUCAUGAGGAGCAGGAAAAAUUGAGAAAAAGGUAGGGAUUUUGCCUCGAAUUCUAGUCAAAAUUGUGUUUUUGUAGCCUGUCAGCUGCAAUUAAUUCCGGGAUCAAAGAUGACGGUGAUGAUUUUUUGGUGGAGAGGAAGAAAACGAAAUUGGAGCAGGUGGGUGAAUUUUUGGGCACUAGGAGUAAUAGAAGCUCCCAAGGCGUGACUACUUGCCAAAGUACUGAUCUCGAUGGGAGUCCUAGACAAUUAGGUUCUCUAGACGCGGCUACUUGAGAACCAGGAUGUCUAGACUCGGCUCCUUGACAAUUAAAUUUUCUAGGCGUGGCUCCUUUACAAUUUAAUUUUCUAGCCUCGGUUACUUGUCAUAAACGCUCUCAAGGCCUGGCUCUUUUCCAAAGGGCUAAACUCGCUGCGAGCCCUAGACAAUUAGGUUCUCAAGGCACGGCUACUUGUGACCUAGGAUGUCUAGGCUCGGCUACUUGUCUUAAACACUCUCAAGGCGUGGCUACUUGUCAUAGUGGUUCUCUAGGCGCUGAUCCUUUCCAAAGUACUGUUCUCGAUGCGAGUCCUAGACAAUUAGGUUCGGAAGGCUCGGCACCUUGA
This is a messenger RNA of Caenorhabditis angaria, 5480 nucleotides long. Lineage: Eukaryota; Metazoa; Nematoda; Chromadorea; Rhabditida; Rhabditidae. The record is from the annotation of a GenBank genome assembly.